Messenger RNA from Callithrix jacchus (white-tufted-ear marmoset), 13002 nucleotides. It is a transcript of the gene MKI67, whose product is annotated as marker of proliferation Ki-67. The record is from RefSeq and is a predicted model, not a curated record. Gene Ontology annotation, biological process: regulation of chromosome segregation; regulation of mitotic nuclear division. Gene Ontology annotation, cellular component: chromosome; nucleus. NCBI's taxonomy places the organism in Eukaryota, Metazoa, Chordata, Mammalia, Primates, Cebidae. Gene Ontology annotation, molecular function: protein binding.
CGGCCCGGGGUGUGCGGCAAGUGGCGGGCGCCGCGGCCGGGCCGAGGUGAGCGCGUCGCCCGCUCCCCCUGCGGCGGACUUUGGGUGCGACUGGAGCGGUGGUUCGACAGGCGGCCUUGCGGGCCGGAUCGUCCCAGGGAGGAGUUGUGAGCCUGCUUCUGGGCAGACCUAUUGGUACCUGGCCUUCCUCCGCGGGUUAUAUACCCAACUUAGCGUUUAGAAAAUGGGGCCCACGAGACGCAUCGUUACUAUCAAAAGGAGCGGGGUCGACGGUCCCCACUUUCCCCUGAGCCUCAGCACCUGCUUGUUCGGAAGGGGUAUUGAGUGUGACAUCCGCAUCCAGCUGCCGGUUGUGUCAAAACAACACUGCAAAAUUGAAAUCAAUGAGCAGGAGGCAAUAUUGCAUAAUUUUAGUUCCACAAAUCCCACACAAGUAAAUGGGUCUGUUAUUGAUGAGCCCGUAAAGCUAAAACAUGGAGAUGUAAUAACGAUUAUUGAUCGAUGUUUCAGGUAUGAAAAUGAAAGUCUUCAGAAUAGAAGGAAGUCAACUGAAUUUCCAAGGAAAAUACAUGGACAGGAGCCAACACGUCGUGUCUCAAGAUCCAGCUUCUCUUCUAACCCUGAUGGGAAAGCUGCAGAUUCCAAGGCGUAUUUAAAAAUCACUGAAGGAAAAGUUUCAGGAAGUCCUCAGGUACAUACCAAGACUGUCAAAGAAGACAGUACUGCGGAUGACUCAGAAGGCAGUGUUGCCCAGGAAACACCUGAUGGUCACUCCUCAGAACAUGCUGGACAUAAUGGCAGAAAUGCAGCUCAUCGCAUUUCUGGGGAUUUUAGAGAAAUUUCCAGGGUAAAAUUAAUGAGCCAUUGUGGAGAACUGAAGUCUCUUUCCACCACACAGUGUCUUGACGAUAGCCAAAAAAAUGAAUCUCCCUUUAGGAAGCUAUAUCAGUCAAUGAAGAAAGAGCUGGGUAUAAAAUCACAAAAAGAAAAUGUGCCACAGUAUUGUAGAAAAUCGGGAUUACAAACUGAUUACACAGCAGAAAAAGAAAGUGCUGAUGUUUUACAGCAGGAGACACAACUGUUGGUCUCAUGUAUGUCAAGACCGAAAUCUGGUGGAGGCAGCCACGCCAUGGCAGAGCCUGCUUCACCUGAGCGAGAGCUUGCCCAGGCCAAGGGCAAGGGAAGAGAUGUGGAGUCUGUUCAGACUCCCAGCAAGGUGGUGGGUGCCAGCUUUCCUCUCUAUGAGCCGGCUCAAAUGAAGACCCCUGAACAAUAUCCACGGCAACAAAAUUCUCCACAAAAACAUAAGAACAAAGACCUGUAUACUAUUGGUAGAAGAGAAUCUGUGAAUCUGGGUAAAAACAAAGGCUUCAAGGCUGGCGAUAAAACUCUUACUCCCAGGAAGCUUUCAGCUAGAAAUCGAACACCAGCUAAGGUUGAAGAUGCAGCCGACUCUGCCGCUAAACCAGGAAAUCUCUCUUCCAAAACCAGAGGAAGUAUUCCUAUAGAUGUGGAAGUUCUGUCUACAGAAGCUGAAAUUCAAAAUGACCCCCUUUUAACUGUGUGGCUCACUGAAGUUGAAAGAAAAAUCCAAAAGGAUUCCCUCCAUGAGCCUGAGAAAGUGGGUGUCACAACUGGACAGAUGUGCCCUGAGUUACCUGGUCUUAGUGCAGUUGAUAUCAGCAACUUUGGUGAUUCCCUUAAUAAGAGUGAGGGAAUACCUUUGAAAAGAAGGCGUGUGUCCUUUGGUGGGCAUCUAAGACCUGAAUUAUUCGAUGAAAACUUGCCUCCUAAUACGCCUCUCAAAAGGGGAGAAACCCCAAUCAAAAGAAAGUCUCUGGUAGUGCACACUCCACCUGUCCUGAAGAAAAUCAUCAAGGGACAGCCUCGACCGUCAGGAGAACAGCAGUCAACUUCAGAAAUGCAUUUGGAAGUGAUGGCACAGAGCUUGGUUACAAGCCCUCCAGCCCCUAGUCCUAGGAAAACUCCAGUUGCCAAUGAUCGUAGGUCCUGCCAAGCAGCCCCUGCUUCCAGCAGCAAAUCUCAGACAGAGGUUUCUAAGAGAGGAGGGAGAAAGAGUGGCAACCUGCCUUCAAAGAGAGUGUCUCUCAGGCGCAGCCAACAUGGUAUUUUACAGAUGAUCUGUUCCAAAAGAAGAAGCGGUGCUUCUGAAGCCAAUCUCAUUGUUGCAAAAUCGUGGGCAGAUGUAGUAAAACUUGGUGCAAAACAAACACAGACUAAAGUCGUAAAACAUGGCCCUCAAAGGCCAGUGAUCAAAAGACAAAGAAGACCUGCUACUCCAAAGAAGCCUGCGGGUGAUGCUCACAGUCAGUUUAGUACAGGCCAUGCAAACUCUCCUUGUACCAUAAUCAUAGGGAAAGCUUACACUGAAAAGGUACAUGGGCCUGCUCAACCCUACAGAAUGCUCAACAACUUCAUUUCCAAUCAAAAAAGGGACUUCAAGGAAGAUCUUUCAGGAAUAGCUGAAAUGUUCAAGACCCCAGUGAAGGAGCAACCACAGUUGACAAGCACAUGUCACAUCACUAUUUCAAAUUCAGAGAAUUUGCUUGGAAAAAAGGUUCAAGUAACUAGUUCAGGAGAAGAACCUUUGCCACCCACCUCAGAGAGUUUUGGAGGAAAUGCAUUCUUCAGUGCACAGAAUGCAGCAAAAGAACUGCCCGAUCGGUGUUCUGUAAGCCCUACCUUAACACGGCCGAGUAUUAGAGAAAAUGGAAACACAGCAACAACUCCUAGGAACACCUACAAAAUGACUUCUGUGGAGAUGAAGACUUCAGAUACUCAGGCAGAGCCUUCAAAGACAGUAUCCAGUGCAAACAAGUCAAGAAGGUCUACUGAGCUCAGAAAUGUACAGAAGCUACCUGCGGAAAGUAAGAGCGAAGAAACAAAUACUGGCAUUGUCAACUGCGUCAUAGGAAGAUGUCAGAAGACAACACCACUGCAACGAAAGAGAGGAGGAGAGAUGAAGGAAAUCGAAAGACCCUUUGAGACGCGUAAGGAAAAUAUUGAAUUAAAAGAAAAUGUUGAAAAGAUGAAAGCAGUGAAGAGAUCAAGAAGAACCUGGGGGCCGAAAGGUGAACCAGUGUCAGACCUAACAGAUCUCAAGAGCUUGCCUGAUACAGAACGCAUGAAAGACCUGGCUCAUGGCCAGGAACUCCUCCAAACCCAAGAUCAUACCAAGGUACCAGAGAGUGAGAAGGACAAAAUCACUAAAAUGCCCUGCAGGUCAUUACAGCGAGAACCAACAGACACCCCAACGUGCAUGAAGCAGCAGCCCAAGACAUCCCUGGGGAAGGUGGGUGUGAAAGAAGAGCUCCUUGCCGCAGGCAAGCUCACACGGACACCAGCGGAGACCACACACACACACACAGAGCCAGCAGGAGAUGGAAAGAGAAUCAGAGCAUUUAAGGAGUCUCCAAAGCAGAUCCUGAACCCAGUAGCCUAUGUAACUGGAACAAAGAGGUGGCCAAGAACGCCUAAGGAAGAGGCCCAAUCACUGGAAGACCUGGCUGGCUUCAGAGAGCUCUUCCAGACGCCAGGUCACACUGAGGAAUCAAUGACCAAUGAGAAAACUACCAACAUACCCAGCAAAACUCUACCACCAGAGUCAGUGGACACCCCAACAAGCACAAAGCAACGGCCUAAGAGAAGUCUCAGGAAAGCAGACAUAGAGGAAGAAUUCUUAGCACUCAGGAAACUGACACCAUCAGCAGGGAAAGCCACGCGCACACCCAAACUGACAGCAAGUGAUGAGAAAGACAUGAAAGCAUUGAUGGGAACUCCAGUGCAGAAACUGGACCUGGUAGGAAAUUUACCUGGUAGCAAGAGACAGCCACAGACUCCUAAGGAGAAGGCCCAGGCUCUAGAAGACCUGGAUGGCUUUAAAGAGCUUUUCCGGACUCCUGGUCACACCAAGGAAUCAGUGGCUGCUGGCAAAACCACUAAAAUACGCUGCAAAUCUCCACAACCAGACCCAGUGGACACCCCAACAAGCACAAAACAACGACCCAAGAGAAGUCUCAGGAAAGCAGACAUAGAAGAAGAAUUCUUAGCACUCCGGAAACUAACGCCAUCAGCAGGAAAAGCCACGCACACACCCAAACUGGCAGUAGGUGAAGAGAAAGACAUCAGCACAUUUGUGGGAACUCCAAUGCAGAAACUAGACCUGCCAGAGAACUUAAUCGGGAGCAAGAGACGGCCACAAACUCCUAAGGAAAAGGCCCAGGCUCUAGAAGACCUGGCUGGCUUCAAAGAGCUCUUCCAGACCCCUGGUCACACUGAGGAAGCAGUGGCUGCAGGCAAAACCACUAAGGUGCCCCACAAAUCUUCUCCGCCAGAAUCAGCAGACACCCCAACAAGCACAAGAAGGCGGCCUAAGACACCUUUGGGAGAAAGAGAUGUACAGAAAGAGCUCUUAGCCCUGAAGAGGCUCACACAGAUAUCAGGGGAAACCACACACACAGCCAAAGCACCAGGAGGUGAGGAUACAGGCAUCAAAGUGUUUAAGGAAACUGCUAAGCAGAAACUGGACCCAGCAGCAAGUGUAAGUGGCAGCAAGAAGCCACCAAGAACUCCUAAGAGAAAGGCCCAAUCCCUAGAAGACCUGACCGGCUCGAAAGAGCUCUUCCAGACACCAGUAUGCACUGAUAAGCUCACGACUGAUGAAAACACUACCAAAAUAGUUUGCAAAUCUCCACAACCAGACUCAGUGGACACCCCAACAAGCUUCCAGGCACAGCCCAAGAGAAGUCUCAGGAAAGCAGACGUAGAAGAAUUCUCAGCCCUCAGGAAACGAACAUCAUCAGCAGGCAAAGCCAUGCGCACACCCAAACCAGCAGUAGAUGAUGAGAAAAACAUCAGUGCAGUUAUGAGAACUCCAGUGCAGAAACUGGACCUACCAGAAAACUUAACUGGCAGCAAGAGACGGCCACAGACUCCUAAGGAAAAGGCCCAGGCUCUAGAAGACCUGGCUGGCCUCAAAGAGCUCUUCCAGACCCCUGGUCACACUGAGGUAUCAAUGACUAAUGAAAAAACUGCCAGGAUGGCCUGCAGAUCUUCACAACCAGACCCAGACAAAACCCCAGCAAGCUCCAAGCAAUGGCUCAGGACAUCCCUGGGGAAGGUGGGUGAGAAAGAAGAACUCUUAGCAGUCAGCAAGCUCACACAGAUGCCAGUGGGGACGACACACACACACGCAGAGCCAACAGGAGAUGGCAAGAGCAUCAGAGCAUUUAAGGAGUCCCCAAAGCAGAUCUUAGACCCAGCAGCAAGUCUAACUGGCAGCAAGAGGCAGCCAAAAAAUUCUAAGGAAAAGGCUGAAGUCCUUGAAGACCUGGUCGGCUUCAAAGAGCUCUUCCAGACACCAGGUCACACUAAGGAAUCAAUGACUAAUGAAAUAAGUACGAAAAUACUCUACAGCUCUUCACCACCAGACCCAGUGGACACCCCAACAAGCUGCAAGCCACAGCCCAAGAGAAGUCUCAGGAAAGCAGAUGUAGAAGAAGAAUUUUUAGCAUUUAGGAAACUAACACCAUCAGCAGGCAAAGCCAUGCACACACCCAAACCAGCAGGAAGUGAAGAGAAAGACAUGAAAGCAUUGAUGAGAACUUUAGUGCAGAAACUGGACCUGCCAGAAAAUGUACCUGGCAGCAGGCAAUGGCCACAAACUCCUAAGGAAAAGGCCCAGGCUCUAGAAGACCUGGCUGGCUUCAAAGAGCUUUUCCAGACACCAUGCACUGAUAACCCCACAACUGACAAGAAAACCACCAAAAUACCCUGCAAAUCUCCACAGACGAAUCCAGUGGACACCCCAACAAGCACAAAGCAACGACCAAAGAGAAGUCUCAGGAAAGCAGACAUAGAGGAAGAAUUUUCAGCACACGGGAAACUAACGCCAUCAGCAGGAAAACUCGUGCACACACCUAAACCAGCAGUAGGUGAAGAGAAAGAUGGCACAUUUGUGGGGACUCCAGUGCAGAAACCGGACCUGCCAGGAAAUUUACCUGGUAGCAAGAGACGGCCACAAACUCCUAAGGAGAGGGCCCAGACCCAUGCUCUAGAAGAAUUGGCUGGCUUCAGAAAGCUCUUCCAGACACCGGAUCACACUGAGGAAUCAACAGCUACUGACAAAAUCACAAAAGUAUCCUGCAAAUCUCCACAACCAGACCCCGUCAAAACCCCGACAAGCUCCAAGCGACGGCGCAAGACAUCCCUCGGGAAAGCAAGCGUGAAAGAAGAGCUCCUAGCUGUCAGCAAACUCACGCAGACGUCAGGGGAGACCACGCACACACACAGAGAGCCAGCAUGCGAUGGAAAGAGCAUCAGAGCAUUUAAGGAGUCUGCAAAGCCGAUGCUGGACUCAGCAGACUAUGUAACUGGAACGAAGAGGUGGCCAAGAACACCUAAGGAAGAGGCCCAAUCACUAGAAGAUCUGGCCGGCUUCAGAGAGCUCUUCCAGACACCACGUCACACUGAGGAAUCAAAGACUGAUGACAAAACUACCAACAUACCCUGCAAAUCUCCACCGCCAGAAUCAGUGGACACCCCAACAAGCACAAGAAGGCGUCCCAAGACAGCUUUGGGGAAAAGGAAUGUAGUAGAAGAGUUCUCAGCCCUGAAGAGGCUCACACAGACACCAGGGGGAAUCACACACACAGACAAAGCACCAGGAGGUGAGGAUACAGGCAUCAAAGUGUUUAAGGAAACUGCUAAGCAGAAACUGGACCCAGCAGCAAGUGUAAGUGGCAGCAAGAAGCCGCCAAGAACUCCUAAGAGAAAGGCCCAAUCCCUAGAAGACCUGACCGGCUUGAAAGAGCUCUUCAAGACACCAGUAUGCACUGAUAAGCUCACGACUGAUGAAAAUACUACCAAAAUAGUUUGCAAAUCUCCACAACCAGACCCAGUGGACACCCCAACAAGCUUCCAGGCACAGUCCAAGAGAAGUCUCAGGAAAGCAGACAUAGAGGAAGAAUUCUUAACACUCAGGAAAACAUCAGCAGGCAAAGCCAUGCGCACACCCAAACCAGCAGUAGAUGAUGAGAAAAACAUCAGUGCAGUUAUGAGAACUCCAGUGCAGAAACUGGACCUACCAGAAAACUUAACUGGCAGCAAGAGACGGCCACAGACUCCUAAGGAAAAGGCCCAGGCUCUAGAAGACCUGGCUGGCUUCAAAGAGCUCUUCCAGACUCCAGGCAUGGACAAGCCCACUACUGAUGAGAAAACUACCAAAAUACGUUGCAAAUCUCCACAACCAGACCCAGUGGACACCCCAACAAGCACAAUUCAAUGGCCCAAGAGAAGUCUCAGGAAAGCAGAAGUAGAGGAAGAAUUUUCAGCACUCAGGAAGCUAACUCCAUCAGCAGGCAAAGCCAUGCACACACCUAAACCAGCAGUAAGUGAUGAGAAAAACAUGAACACAUUUGUGGAAACUCCAGUGCAGAAACUGGACUCGCCAGGAAAUUUACCUGGUAGCAAGAGACAGCCACAAACUCCUAAGGAAAAGGCUGAGGCUCUCGAGGACCUGGCUGGGUUCAAAGAGCUUUUCCAGACACCAGAUCACACUGAGGAAUCGAUGACUAAUGACAAGAUCACAGGAGUAUCAUGCAAAUCUCCACAGCCAGAGCCAUUCAAAACCUCAAGAAGCUCCAGGCAACAGCUCAAGGUAUCCCUGGUGAAAGUGGGCAUGAAAGAAGAGCUCCUCACAGUCAGCAAGCUCACACGGACAUCAGAGAAGACUGCACAAACACACACAGAGCCAACAGGAGGUGGUAAGAGUAUCAAAGCCUUUAAGGAGUCUCCAAGGCAGAUCGUGGACCCAGCAGCAAAUAUAACUGGUAGCAAGAGGCAGCUGAGAACUCGUAAGGAAAAGGCCCACAUUCUGGAAGACCCAGGUGUCUUCAAAGAGCUCGGCCCAGCACCAAGUCAUGCUGAAGAGUCCAUGACUACUGACAAAAACACCAAACCUCCCUGCAAAUCUCCCCCACCAGAACUAGCAGACACUGCCAAGAACACAAAGAGAUGCGCCAGGACACGUCUCAGGAAAGAAGUGAAAGAGGAGCUCUCAGCAGUUCAGAAGCUCACACAAACAUCAGGGCAAAGCGCGCACACACACACAGAACCAGCGAGUGAUGGUGAAGGCACCAAAGUAUUCAGGCAACAUGCCAAGAAGACACCGAACCCAGGAGUAGAGGAACCCAGCAGGAGAAGGCCAAGAGCACCUAAGGCAAAGGCCCAACCCCUGGAAGACCUGGCUGGCUUCAAAGAGCUUUCUGAAACACCAGGUCACUCUCAGGAAUCACUGACUACUGGCAAAGCCACUAAAAUACCCUGCAAAUCUCCCCCACUACAACUAGUAGACACCAGAACAAGCACCAAGAGGCAUCUCAGGACACAUGCGAGGAAGGUGGAAGUGAAAGAAGAGCCGUCAGCAGUCGGUAAGUUCACACAGACAUCAGGGGAAGUGGCGGAUGCAGACAGAGAAUCAGUAGGUAAAGAUAAAGGCAUCAAAGCAUCUAAGGAACCUGCAAAGCAGACACUGGCUCCAGCAGCAUGUGUAACUGGCAGCAGGAGACGACCAAGGGCACCCAGGGAAAAUGCCCAUGCCCUGGAAGACCUGGCUGGCUUCCAAGACCCAGCACCAAGUCACCCUAAAGAAUCAAUGACUGGUGACAAAGCCACUAAAAUAGCCUGCAAAUCAUUGCCAGAACCAGUAGACACUGCAACAAGCUCAAAGAGACGGCUCAGGACACGUGCCCAGAAAGUAGAAGUGAAGGAAGAGCCCUUAGCAGGCGGCCAGCUCCCACCAGCGUCAGGGGAGACCACGCACACUGACAAAGAACCAGCAGGUGAAGGCAAUGGGGUGAAAGCAUUUAAGCAACCUUCAAAGCGGAAGCUGGACCCAGAAAAUGUCAUUGGCAGCAGGAGACGGCCACCAGCACCUAAGGAAAAGGCCCAACCCCCAGAAGAUCCGGCCAGCUUUCAAGAGCUCUCUCAAACACCAGGCCACACUGAGGAACCAGCCAAUGGUGCUGGCAGCUUUACAGGAACUUCAAAGCAAACACCUGACAGUGGAAAACCUCUAAAAAUAUCCAGAAGAGUUCUUCGGGCCCCUAAAGUAGAACCUGUGGGAGAUGAGGUAGGCACCAGAGACCCUGUAAAAUCACAAAGCAAAAGCAACUCUUCCCUGCCCCCACCGCCCUGCAAGAGGGGAUGUGGAAGAGAUGGAAGCGUCACAGGAAUCAAGAGGCUGUGCUUUAUGCCUGUGCCAGAGGAAAUAGUGCAAGAGCUUCCGGCCAGCAAGAAGCAGAGGGUUCCUCCAAGGCUGAGAGCCAAGUCACCCGAACCCUUGGUCAUCAUGAAGAGAAGCUUGAGGACUUCUGCAAAAAGAAAUGAACCUGCAGAAGAGCCGAACAGCAACAGCAUGAACACCAACAAAGAGGAACACGGAGUACAAGACUCGGUCCCUGAAAAGAAGGGAAUGUCUCUGCGUGCCAGACGCCAAAAUAAGACUGAUGCGGAACAGCCUACAACUGAGGUCUUUAUAUUAGCAGAAAGAAUAAAAACAAACAGAAAUGCAAAGAAGCCCAUGAAGACCCCCCAAGAGAUGGACAUUCGGAGUCCGGAUGAUGGAGCCCAGAAACCCGUACGUGGGGGCAAAGCCGGUGAAGACAAAAGGCGCUUGAGGUCUGUUAGACAGAAUAGGAGCUCCCAGCCUCAGGUGGCAGAGGAGAGCGAGGGGCAGAAGAGCACGGGGACUCUCCUGCAGAAUCAGGAAAGGAAAGGAGAGGCAGGAAAUUCAGACUCCAUGCAUUUGAGAUCAAGAAAGACCAAAAGCCAGUCUGCAGCAAGCACUUUGGAGAGUGAAUCUGCACAGGGAGUUACGCGGGGUGUCAAGAGGUGUGCAGAGAAUCCGAAGAAGGCUGAGGACGUGGUAUGCAUCAAGAAAAUAAGAACCAGAGGCACCAGGGCAGUGAAGAUAUUUAACACAAAAAUCUAACAGGGAAAAAUAUAAUAAAGUUAGUUUUGUGAUAAGUUCUAAUACCGUUUUUGUCAUAAAUUAAAGUGAAUUUUGUAGGUAAAGCUGUCAGUCUGCGCAAGGGAAGAAAACUUGGGGUAUGCUGGGUCUGAAUGGGCUUCCUUGAUCUUGAACUCCUGACCUCAAGUGAUCCACCCACCUUGGCCUCCCAAAGUGCUGGGAUUACAGGCGUGAGCCACCAUGCCUGGCCUGAAUGGGCUUCCUAAACUUCACUGGGAGCACUGCUGGGCUCCCGGAUGAAGAACAGUUGAACAUGGGGGGCUUCGGGAAGGAGUUUGAGCUGAGGUUUGCCCUCAGCUUUGCAGAAUGAAGUGUUGAGGUCCAUCACCACCCACAGCCACCCUACAGCAGCCCUAACUGUGACUCCUGCCACACUGUGUCACUGUUUAAAUGUUUGCCUGUGUCCUCCAGAGCACGAUGGCAGGAACGUCCAUCCUCAGCUGUCCCAGCACCGAGCAGGCACUCGGGAAACACGAAUGAAUGGAUGAGUGCACCGAUGAAUGGAACUUACAAGAUCUGUCUUUCUAAUGGCUGCGGGGGCAUUUGGUCUCCACACUGAGGCUAUUGGACAUCUGCACAGGACAGUCCUAUUUUUUGUGACCUUUCCUUUCUGGAAAUAAAGUGCUUUGGAGGAUGACUUGUGAAUACAUCUCUAGGGACCAAGAGUGACCUUCUUUAAGGAGUGGCUCAUGGCUUGCCUUUGUCUCUUGGGAGUGCUUUUGUAAGCAGGGCUGCUCUCACCUGAGACAGCCUCCCCACAUGGGAUCUCUGUCCCGGCUACAGUGCGUCUCCACUUCAAACCGUGGCUCCUCAUCUGCACCUCUCCAGCUUACCUGUUAUUGACAGUUCCGGAAGUUUACUGGCUGUGCUCCCGCCUGUUCUCUUUCUGACUACCUGGCAGCCUGAUGCCACCCGGUACAUGCAGUGGCACCAGUACUCUGAAAAGCAUCCUCGUCCUUGGAGGGACUGAGCACUCAGCCCCUUCAGCCACAGUUUCAGGAUCACAUCCUGGUGAGCUGUUGCCUCCGAAAUCUCUUUUGAAGUCCAGACUUCUUUCUCCAGCUCCAGACCCGUAGACAUAACUGUUACUCAUCUCCGCUUACUUUCUACUUUGUCCCUGUUCUCUCUAUGUUCCCCUAAUCAGAGAAUAGUGCACCACCCCCCAGGUCACCUGUUUGGACUCCCCUAUUCACCCACCUUGCCAGAUGGAGGUGAGGAUGGCACACCUGACAGGGUAGCUGUCCCCCAGCGUGUGCUCUAUGCAGGCAGUGCCCCGUCUCCACACUUGUCUCCCCAGUGUCUGGCGGGGAGCCAGGUAACAUCAUAAAUACUUGCUCAAUGAAUGCAGAAAUCAGUGCUAUUGGCUUGUGUUAUAUUGGCUGCCAUGAUAGUGUUCUGACAGCGUUGUCCGUGAUCAUAAGGAGAAUGACGUUCUGCUGGAGGGAGGGAACAGAAAGGGGUAGGGAGGGGACAUCUGAGGGCUCCACAGGCUGCAAAGGGGACAGGGAUUGCACCAGAGCAGAGCGGGGGAGGAUAUUCAAGGAGGAGCAGCUCUUGGUGGAGGCACUUUGGAAGGUGUGAGGCAUAAAUGCUUCCUUCUAGUUAGCCCAGCUUCAGAACCGUGAGUAGGAAUGUUGCUAUGAUCAAGUUGUUCUAACACUUCAGACUUUCUAGUAGUUAUGAACCUCACAUUAGAAAAAUGUCAUGCAGCCAUAUGCCUAUAGAGUGGAAUAUUCUGUUUAGUAGGAAAAUCCUUGGAGUUCAGUUCUAACCAGAAAUCUUGCUGAAGUGUGUCAGCACCUUUUCUUACCCUGACCAGACUGACCACUGAGCACUGCUCUCCCUCCCUUCCUCCUCAGCCUCUCCCGAUGGUGAUGAGCCCCAGGUGCACCCUCUUCCCUGACCAGACUGACCACUGAGCACUCAGUAUUUCAAGAACACACUAAGGGUGGUUUUCAUCUUACAGGGCUGUUAAUGACUGAUUAGAAACAUUCAUUCAAGGGCUACCCCCAUGUUUAAUAGAUGGAGAACACUUCUACACAACAUUUUCACUUGGUAUUGGUGGGGAGGGGGGAUCUGCCAAAUACUGCCCAUUCCUCUAGGCUGACUAUUUGAGAACAAAUACCCACCUAUUCCCACUAUGGCAUGGUAACUUCUCUGAGCUUCAGUUUCUAAGCGAAUUUCUGUGUGAUAGGACAUUCCCAAUAAAUAGAAGCUGUUUUGACUUUUUCACCUCCAACGGCCUGUGUGAUAUGGCCCCCAAGCCUUUCCUGAGCUUUCUUUUUUUUUCCCCGAGACUGAGUUUCUCUGUGUCGCCAGGCUGGAGUGCAGUGGCACUAUCAGCACACUGCAAACCUCUUCCUCCUGGGUUCAAGUGAUUCUCCUGCCUAAGCCUCCUGAGUAGAUGGGACUACAGGUGCCCACCACCAUGACUGGCUAAUUUUUGUAUUUUUAGUAGAGAUGAGGUUUCACCAUGUUGGCCAGGAUGGUCUUGGUCUCUUGACCUAGUGAUCCACACGCCUCGGCCUCCCAAAGUGUUAGGAUUACAGGUGUGAGCCACUGCACCCACCAUUCCCUGCCUCGAUUAGCCAGGCACCCUCAGCCACCACAUGCCCCCUCUGUUUCCCCUACCUAGAACUUUCCCUUCUGCCCCACCAACAUCAUUUCAUCCAGUACUGAGCUCAGCUGAAGGGAGCCUUCUUCCCUGUGGGCAUCCUCACCCCCACGCCUGUCGUCCAGGCUGGGGCAGGUCCUUCAUUUGCCUGGAAUUGUUCUGUACCUCUUUGUAGCAUGUAGCACUGUGGAUGCUAAACCACUGAGUCUCCGGCCCCCUCCUGGAGUGGUAAGUUUUGUUCAUUCAUGAGGGCUGACUGUGUAUUUCCUGGUUACUAUAUCCCAGUGACCAGCCCCAGGAGAUGUCCAACAAAGUGUGUGAUGAAAUGGUCUUAAAA